Messenger RNA from Patiria miniata (bat star), 2450 nucleotides. RefSeq names its product CCR4-Not complex 3'-5'-exoribonuclease subunit Ccr4-like. The transcript has 7 exons. The coding region runs from base 275 to 1525 and encodes 416 amino acids. Gene Ontology annotation, biological process: nuclear-transcribed mRNA poly(A) tail shortening. Gene Ontology annotation, cellular component: cytoplasm; nucleus; CCR4-NOT complex. The record is from RefSeq and is a predicted model, not a curated record. Gene Ontology annotation, molecular function: poly(A)-specific ribonuclease activity. Lineage: Eukaryota; Metazoa; Echinodermata; Asteroidea; Valvatida; Asterinidae.
GACUGUGAUCAUUGUACCCAUGGCUUUAAUAAGAUAAAGUACUGUGUAUUAUACUUUCAUUUACAUGUACGUUGUAGAGCUGAAGGCUAUCUCACACGUUAUUCCGCUAUUAAUUAUACUAUUCCGUAACUCCUCACAUGCAGUGCACGUGACGUGCUUACCAUCGAAGAUCGAACAAAAAUCACAGGCAGGUAUUCAAAGCUGCCGUAACUAACUUCCAACAGAACCAACGCUAAGUCCAGUUCUUGCUGUGGUCGAGAAAAUAGGUUCUUCCAUGGAUCUACAUGUACCGCCAAAUCUACAACGCAAAUGGGUCUGGAGCGGACACCGACCAGGCCCGCAGCACGCCGUUGGAGAUUUGGUGGUGAUGACUUACAACAUUCUGAACAAGGCCUUUUGUCCGGAGGGGAUCUACCCGUCCUGUCCGGACGAAUUGCUGACUACUGGUCGGAGACACCCUCUGCUUAUGAAGGAGAUUGACCAUCACAAGGAUGCAGAUGUUAUCUGCAUGCAAGAGGUUAACUCUCGAUACUACGACGAUGUCCUUAGGCAGGAUAUGCAGAGGAGAGGCUACGCCGGUUGUUACUUUAUGAGGCCAGAAGACGACACAGUUGAUAUCGACAAGGACAACACGGAUGGUAGUGCCACCUUCUACCGAGAUGACAGGUUUCAGUUAGUGAAGGAGGAGUGUGGUCAGUUUAAACACCUGUUUGAGAAGGAAAGUGAAAACUGUCAAUUGCCGGAGGAUGCGGCCGUUUCACUACCCAAUCUGAUAGACAGUUCUAGAGUGUAUAUUUUCACCCUUUUGCGUUGUUUGAAGACGAAGAGUCGUGUUGCAGUUGGAAACAUUCACACGAGCUUUGACUUCUUCACGAAGAUGGAUUUGACAACAUUGGAGAUUGCGUUUGCUAUAAACGGACUGGUUGAGUUCGCCGGUGGUGUUGGUACCCCGCACAUCCUAUGCGGCGACUUCAAUCAGGAACCACACCAUCCGGGGUACCAGCUUUUGCAUGAUGGGAGUUUAAACAAAACAAUGACAACGUACUUGCGCGACUUCAAGUCUGGAGAAAACGGGAAGGUGCCUUCGUUGGUGGAUGUAUUUCCUUCUUGUUUCAAGCACAACUCUAGGAACCUAAAGAGCGCUUAUGAAGCAAUUGUGGGACAUGACGUACCAUUCUCCAACUUCGAAGAUUCCUCGGCCUUCUUUAAUAUUCCCAAGAGGGACAAACUCAGUAAGGUCGUACAGGCAUUGUUUGAUGGAACACCAACGCAUCCUAAGGUCAGGAAAACUGACCCGGAAGCCUACGGAUCAGAGAAGUAUGUGUCAGCCCUGGACUACGUGUGGUACAGCUCUGACUCGUUGCAUUGCGAAGCCGUUCUCAAGAUGAUUGACGAAGACCUGAUUCUACCUCUCCAUGCCUGCCCUAAUGCCGUAUUCCCCUCCGACCACCUGCCCAUCAAAGCUAAGUUUGCCUUUCUGAAGUCUUCUGGAUCCCGUGAACCUGAGCUACAUUCAGCCUUGUAGUAUUCAACUUUGCUCCGUUAUAUUUUGUAUGCACGAUUGCAAACCAUGCAUACCGGUAGUAUACGCCUCGUGUAGAAUUUAACACGUUCCAUCCGCCUGUCGCGACAGUUGCAAACAACGAAUUUAGGACAGAAUUUUGCUCCCUGUAUGUUAUCAUCGGUGAGCAUUUUAAUAUCUUUAUUUUAUUCUACACAUUUGUAAGUGCUACAUGUAUGCAGCAACACUUCUAUUUGGAUAUAAACCUCACCAUCUUAACAUGGUUUUGACAUUAUAAGCUCUACCUAUAUUAAAGUAAGAGAAUUUGUAUUGCAUAAUGUUCAAAGGUAAACGGACAAUAUAAAGAGACCAUAAUAUUACUUAGAAAAUACCUUAUUUAGCCACAAAAACCAAUCUCAUUGUUCAAAAGAGUUUCUUAUUAGCGCCGAAUCCAUCUAAUUGCACUACCACUAUUUUCAUCUUUUGGCCCCUGAAAUAUUUCUACUAUAAUUUAGUAUUAGUUUUUUUUACAUCACAACAAACUUAAGCUUAAUUCGGCCAUUUGAAUCAGCCUCCUUAUACUGAUGUUUGGGAAUGUUCAGUCUUUUUAGUAAGGUCAACUUUUGCACAAACGGGUACAACAUGGAUUUCCAUUUUGUUUUUUAUUUAAUGCAAAUAUCUAUAUUAUUUGCAUUUUGGGGAACUAGAGAUCAUUGUCUUAAAAAUUAACGUUAUUCAUCAGGUGUACAUUUAAAUUACAAUAAGUGUUUUUAGAUGUGAUGAGUUUUUACAUCAAUCAAUUUCACUUGAGAAAAGGACAUGUUGUUUGUAAUUGAUGUAAGUUUUAUAUAUUUAUAUUCUUAUAUUUACUCGACUUGUAAUUUACUAAGUAUCUUAAUGAGCUGUCCAACCAUAUGUAAUUGCCUUUUUAAGGAUAAAUAAAGUAUUU